Molecule: messenger RNA, 1308 nt
Organism: Lynx canadensis (Canada lynx)
Lineage: Eukaryota; Metazoa; Chordata; Mammalia; Carnivora; Felidae
Gene: MBOAT4
Product: membrane bound O-acyltransferase domain containing 4
Exons: 3
Coding region: 1-1308 (435 amino acids)
Biological process (GO): peptidyl-serine octanoylation; lipid modification
Cellular component (GO): endoplasmic reticulum membrane
Molecular function (GO): serine O-acyltransferase activity
Source: RefSeq, a predicted model, not a curated record
AUGGAUUGGCUUCAGCUGUUCUUCCUCCAUCCUGUAUCACUUUAUCAAGGGGCUGCUUUUCCUUUUGCACUUCUGUUUAAUUAUUUCUGCACUAUGGAUUCAUUUUCCACCCCUGCCAGGUACCUCUUUCUCCUGGCUGGAGGCGGGGCCCUGGCCUGGGCUGCUAUGGGUUCCUUCGCCGUGCUUGUCCUCAUCCCUGCUCUGUGCGCCGGGGUUCUGAUUUCCUCUCUCGGCCCCCGGGAUGUCCACAGGUGGGCUUUCUUCUUUCAGAUGAGCUGGCAGACGCUGUGUCACCUGGGUCUGCACUAUACUGAAUACUACCUGCAAGAACGUCCUUCCAUGAGGUUCUGCAUCACUCUUUCCUCCCUCAUGCUCUUGACCCAGAGGGUCACAUCCCUCUCUCUGGACCUUUGUGAGGGAAAAGUGAAGGCAGAAGCAAGAGGCAUCAGGGGCAGAAGCUCUGUUCUUGAACAUCUGUGGAAGACAUUGCCCUAUUUCAGCUACUUGCUCUUUUUCCCUGCUCUCCUAGGAGGCUCCCUGUGUUCCUUCCAGAGAUUUCAGGCUCGUGUUCAAGGGUCCAGCAGUUUGGGUCCCAGGCGCUCUGUCUGGGCUCUGACCCGGAUGGGUCUGCAGAUUCUGGGCCUCGAGUGCCUAAAGGUGGUCCUGAGGAAGGUGGUGGGUGCAGGAGCAGAUCUGACUGACUGCCGGCAACUCCAGUGCAUCCGUGUCACGUGGUCCACAGCAGCGCUCUUCAAACUCACCUACUAUUCCUGCUGGAUCCUGGAUGAUGCGCUCCUCCAUGCAGCAGGCUUUGGACCUGAAUUUGGUCAGAGCCCUGCUGGGGAGGGAUACAUCCCUGAUGCGGACAUUUGGACACUGGAAACAACCCACAGGAUAUCCCUGUUCACGAGAAAGUGGAACCAAAGCACAGCUGGGUGGCUCAGACGCCUCAUAUUCCAGCACGGCAGGGCCUGGCCGUUGCUGCAGACAUUUGCCUUCUCUGCCUGGUGGCACGGGCUCCAUCCAGGACAGGUGUUUGGUUUCCUCUGCUGGGCUCUGAUGGUGGAAGCUGAUUACCUAAUCCACACCUUUGCCAACUUGUCUAUCAGAUCCUGGCCGAUGCAGCUGCUCUACAGAACUGUCACCUGGGCCCACACCCAGCUCAUCAUUGCCUAUAUCAUGCUGGCGGUGGAGGUCAGGAGCCUCUCCUCUCUCUGGCUGCUGUGUAAUUCUUACAACAGUGUCUUUCCCAUGGUGUAUUGUGUUUUGCUUUUUCUGUUAGCGAAGAGAAAGCAUAAAUUGACCUGA